GCUCAGUCGCCUGCAUUGCAGAACAUCCCAGAAGCAAUACUGAGUUCAUAUACUUUCCACGUAUCACUAUAAUGGCAACGACUCCGAUCCUCGACCACAUCGUCAUCCUCGUGCCAUACGAGACGCUCACAAAUGUCCCACAUUGGCUCACCAAUGCUUUUACCGUCCUGGAAGGAGGACGCCACGCCGACGGUGUCACAGAAAAUAAACUGAUCCUACUUCAGGAUGGCGUCUACUUUGAGCUCAUCGCGUUUGUCCCUGGCAAAGAAGAGGAGAGGAAGUCUCACAGGUGGGGCGCGAGACGUUCCGGCCAUAUCAUUGACUGGGCGACCACGCUGCACGAAGAGGAUGACCUAGACACUAUUCGAGAGAGGGUCAAGAUCGCACGUACAGGCAUACAGUAUACCAGCCCUACACCAGGAGGCAGGAUCAAGCCUGACGGCACCGAGCUGAAAUGGAUCAUCUCAUCACCCUUCUUCGAACUGGACAAGGCAGCCGGCGUCGAUGAGUUUGUCGGCGGCGAAGCUCCUUUCUGGUGUCUGGAUCGCACACCUCGGGAGAAUCGGGUACCUUUCCACUCCAAACACAACGUUGAGCAUUCCUCAGGCGCGCUGGGAGUCCACCAGAUAUCCAUCUCCGUUCGAGGGCAAGCUCUGUUUGACGUACUCAAGGCGACAUACGAUGCACUCAAUGGCAUUGAGGGAACAGAGAUCGAAGAACCUAAAGGAAGCCGAGCAUUCAGAUGGCCAAUCGGAGUACUAGAGUCUGUAGACGGGGGAGCUCCGCAGGCUACUCUGCUCCUGGUUCAAAUUGCACCCGGCACCGCUGCGGAUGAUGGGAGUGACGCUUCCGUCAACAUCUCACUCAAAUCCAACACAGGCAGCGAUUCGAUUGGUGGCAAUUUGGGUGAUGAGAAAUGCAAGAUUCAGUUUGAUCUUGAGAAAGUGGCUACAAAAACAGACUCUGGUCCUUGGGCGACCACUUGAGACAAGGGCACAACAGAUCGAGACAAUAUAAUUCAAACAACCUAGGUAUAUAAGCGAACCAUCGUGAUUGCCCUCAAA
Diaporthe batatas is the source of this 1064-nucleotide messenger RNA. RefSeq lists its product as uncharacterized. Lineage: Eukaryota; Fungi; Ascomycota; Sordariomycetes; Diaporthales; Diaporthaceae. The record is from RefSeq and is a predicted model, not a curated record. Bases 72 to 986 code for a protein of 304 amino acids. The transcript has a single exon.